UGCAUAUCCCCGUUUCCUCUCAGAUACCUAGCUUGCUAGCUUGCAGAGUCUUGCAUAGAGCCUAAUCUAUCGGGGUUGGGCGAAUAAUCACGCGUGUUGCUAUACACACUUCUUCACACUUCCUUCAUUUGUGCUCUUCUGUUUAGUCUUCCUUUUCGUCCUUCUCCCUUCUCACAAUAAUGCCUCCGGCUAGAAGUCUCCGCACGAGAGGUGCCAUGAACGAGAACGAUGAGAAUGGGCCGUCGACGCGCCUGACACGGGCCAAGGCUGCUGCCCUAUCAUCGGGGGACGCCCACACCACUGCCGCUGCAACCAAGAAACCCACUCUACAAACCAAGAAAGCCGCUACAGCCCCGACUACCGGAACUACGAGAAGGCGCGCGGCCCUUGGCGACGUCAGCAACGUCGGCAAAACCGAGAAUGGUGAAACCAAGGAGGCGAAGAAACCGGCUGCGACCAAGGCCCCCCUGGCACCCAAGAACAACCUGCCCUCCGGCGGCGUUCAGAAACCAACUAAAACGAACCCGGCACGCACCAACCCUGGUGUCAAGAGCGACACCGCGAAGAAGCAACCUGCGGAACCGAAGCGUCCUGGAAGCGGAUCGGGUGUUGGUGGAAAUCAGCCAAGACGGACCACGACCCGCAACUUGCAACAGAAAGAGGUCCUGCCCGAGGAACCGCCCCUAAAGAAGGCCCAUGUCGAGAAGAAGGAGAAAAAGCCUGUGACGGAAAAGGUUCUGGAUGAGAACGCUCAGGCUCCUAUUGAUCCCAAGGUUCUGGAAAAGCCCACCGAGGAUCUCGUGGAUGAUCUCGACGCCGAAGACCUCGACGACCCUUUGAUGGCCGCCGAAUAUGUUGUUGAGAUUUUCGACUAUCUUGCAGUGCUGGAGGAGGAGACCUUGCCGAAUCCCGAUUACAUUGACCACCAACCCGACUUGGAAUGGAAAAUGCGUGGUAUUCUGGUCGACUGGCUCAUCGAAGUGCACACUCGUUUCCGCCUUCUUCCCGAAACUCUCUUCCUUGCCGUCAACAUCAUCGACCGUUUCUUGUCGGAGGAGGUGGUGGCCCUGGACCGUCUUCAGUUGGUGGGUGUCGCUGCUAUGUUCAUCGCGUCCAAGUAUGAAGAAGUUCUUUCGCCCCACGUCGCAAACUUCAGCCACAUCGCCGACGAGACCUUCUCCGAUAAGGAGAUUUUGGAUGCUGAACGUCACAUCCUUGCCACUCUCGAAUACAACAUGAGCUAUCCCAACCCGAUGAACUUCCUGCGCCGCAUCUCCAAGGCGGACAACUACGACAUUCAAACUCGUACUCUUGGAAAGUACCUCAUGGAAAUUAGCCUUUUGGAUCACCGAUUUAUGGAGUACCGCCAGAGUCAUGUUGCAGCUGCAGCAAUGUACCUGGCUCGCCUUAUCCUUGCGCGGGGACCCUGGGACGCCACCUUGGCUCAUUAUGCUGGAUACACGGAAGAAGAGAUCGACCCUGUCUUCCGGCUGAUGAUCGAUUACCUUCACAGGCCCGUGUCCCACGACGCGUUCUUCAAGAAGUAUGCUAGCAAGAAGUUCCUGAAGGCAUCCAUCCUUACCCGACAAUGGGCGAAGAAGUACCACCAUCUCUACAUCACUAGCUCUCUGUCAGAACCCUACCACUUCAUCAAAGACAAGGAGUAAACACCACGUGUC
This is a messenger RNA of Aspergillus homomorphus CBS 101889, 1679 nucleotides long. Its product is annotated as B-type cyclin nimE. Lineage: Eukaryota; Fungi; Ascomycota; Eurotiomycetes; Eurotiales; Aspergillaceae. Gene Ontology annotation, biological process: G2/M transition of mitotic cell cycle; regulation of cyclin-dependent protein serine/threonine kinase activity. Gene Ontology annotation, cellular component: cyclin-dependent protein kinase holoenzyme complex; cytoplasm; nucleus. The record is from RefSeq and is a predicted model, not a curated record. Gene Ontology annotation, molecular function: cyclin-dependent protein serine/threonine kinase regulator activity. Bases 180 to 1667 code for a protein of 495 amino acids. The transcript has 5 exons.